Pedinophyceae sp. YPF-701 is the source of this 2553-nucleotide messenger RNA. NCBI's taxonomy places the organism in Eukaryota, Viridiplantae, Chlorophyta, Pedinophyceae. The record is from the annotation of a GenBank genome assembly.
AUGCCAGGGUUCUCGAAAGUAUGCGGGGGCGUUCUCUUAGUGCUGUUCCUGGUCCUGUGGGGACCUGGACGCGCCGAUGCCGCGCUCGUCGACGAGCUCAGGCGCCAGGUCCUGCGCGUCGUCGAUCGCGUGGCGGGGCAGGGCAGCCGCGGCGGGGACGGGGGCGCUCGCGAGACCCAUUACGACCCCGAGUCCACCGACACCGACAUCCUGGCCGAGAUCGAAGACAUGCUGUACCUCCAGGAGUCCAAGCGCGACAUCAAGGCCGCCGUCAGGGGCCUCCUAGAGCUGUCCUCAGAGCUCUACGAGCGAGUCCUGCCAGCGCCGGGCCGCCGGGAGCUCCGCGACCCCCAGCUCAACGCCAAGUGGCAACGUCACGCGUCCGCCCCGGAGCACCACCACCGCGGGUUCCCGCACAUCGACUACGCGGCGCUCGGCCUCGAGCCCCCGCGCGCGCACCCGCGCCAGUCCUCCGUCCAGCACCUCGUGCGCGCCCACUUCUGGGAGAUGGACGACUCCACCGCGAACGUGGAGUCCGGGCUGUCGGGCACGCAGUCGCCCUUUGAGUGGGCUCCUGACAGGGCGGCGUCUGGCGGACACGGGCCGGUCGACCGCCCCGUGGGCGCGCACAGCGACAUCGGGGACGUGCUGUUCGAGGGCGAGGUGCCGCUGGAGGAGGUCUCGACGACGCAGGCGCACGGGUACAACUUCGCACACCCCCACGGACACGGCCUCAUCGCGUUCCCAGGGGAGGACUUCCAGGGUCUCGCGGCGAACGCGGACGCGCUGUUCCUGCUCGCGGCGCUCUCCGCGUCGGGCGUGCUGUCGCCGCUCGUGCCGCUCGACGACCGCGCCGCCGUGGAGGCGCUGCACAUCGCUGCGCGCACGGGGUCGCGCGAGGCGUCCGUGGCGCUGGCGGACCGCUACCUGCACGGCCGCGGGGUGCCGAAGUCGUGCCACGAGGCCGCGGCGCGGUACGCGCGGGAGUCGGCGGCGGUGGCGGAGCGCGCACAGUCGACGGGCGACCACGUCGUGCCCCAGCAGCCCGUGCUCCUGCGGGAGCGCCACCGCGACAACACGUACGAGUGGCGCGACUGGCAGAACUCGGACGAGCAGGUCAUGUUCGAGGAGGGCCGCGCGACGCAGGGCGACCCCGAGGCCAUGCGGUCCCUCGGGUACCGGAAGCUGACUGGGGAGGGGACUGAGGUCGACACCGAGGGGGCGUUCCAGUACUUCCAGCAGGGCGCGGACAUGGGCGACGGAUACAGCGCGUUCAACCUAGGGUACAUGUACAUGCGCGGGGAGCACCCGGGCGGCAACGGCGUGCCGGACUACCAAGCGGCGCGGCAGCAGUUUCUGCGCGCGGGGGAGCGCGGAGUUCCCGCGGCGUGGAACGGCCUCGGCGCGCUGACGUCGGGGGGCACGGGCGUGCCGCAGAACCACACGGCGGCGGUGGAGUUCUUCCGGCGCGGCGCCGAGCUCGGGGACCCUGACUCGAUGAUCAACCUGGGGACGUAUUACAUGGAGGGGGUGGCGGGAGCGGUGCAGAAGAACAGCACCGCGGCGCGGCGGUACUUCCAGGACGCGAUGGACCACGGGCACUGGAAGGCGCCGUUCCUCCUCGGCAUGCUGUCGAUGCCGGGCACGGGGCGCGGCACGGGGCCCGCGGGGCGCGUUGGCGGGUGGUUCGGGGAGGGCGAUGGCCCGCCGACGGGGCCGCACGGGCUCGAGGCGAACUGCACGGAGGCGACGCACAUGCUGCGGACGUUCUUGUCGGAGCGCAUGGGCUGGGCGGACGACAUGGAGGCGGCGAUGGACAGCGUCGACGCGGGGGAUGUGUGGGGGGGCGUGGCAGCGUACGCGUUCGUGGCGGAGCAGGGCGCGCCGCCGGCGGUGCUGAACCUCGCGUUUUUGCUGCAGCGCCACGGCGUCGCGCUCGGGAUCCGGCCGCAGGGCGAGGCGGGGAGCCCCGAAGAGGCGAGUCGCAGCGCGGGGGCGCUGGUGCAGCAGCUGGCGCUGCGGCUGUACAUGCGGGCUGGCGCUGCGGGGUACGCGGAGGGAUACACGGAGGCCGGGAACGUGCUGUACUCCGCGCCGGCGAGCGGGCUGAAGCUCGAAGGCGCGGCGGCAGCGGCGGCGGAAACGGAGGGCGGGGCGGCGCACACGCACCUGAAGCUCGCCGCGAGGAUGUAUGCGCGCGGGGCGGACAAGAGCGACCCAGAGGCGCUGCACUCGCUCGCGUGGAUGCACGCGCGGGGGAAGGGGGUGAAGCAGGACCGUGCGCGAGCAAGGGAGCUGUACGCAAAGCUUGUGUGGGGUCCCGAGUUCGAGCACAUUGGGUCGCGGGUGGUGGGGGUGCUGGGGCUGUUGCAGCUGUGGGCGCUCGAGACGGCGACGGUCGCGGGGCUGCUGGACGGCGUUGGCGGCGCGGCGGGGGAGGCGGGGGCGGCGGUGGCGGAGGAGACGGCCGCGCUGCUGGUGCUGGCGGGCGUGUACGGAGCAAUCGUGGCGCUGCGGGGGCGCAGACAGCAGGCCAUGGCGGCCAGGCGGUGA